AUGAGACAGGGCACAUCACUGCUCCCUCUCAGAGCGCUCUCCUGCGCUCUGGCUGUCUCUCUGUCACCCUGUGCUGCUGUGAUUCACUAUGUACCUCAUGCCUCACCUCAGCUCUGCACACCUGGCAGCUCCCAGGGCAGGUGACACUAAACUCUGAAGAUUGAAGGGAGAGCCCACUAUCGUGGCUAAAAGAGGAACAUGCUCCUCUAGAUCAACAGGAAAGGAAUUGGUAUCUUUGAAGACAUAGAACCACUGACAUAUUUAUGUGACCCUUGUUUGCUGUCCUUUGUCUUCCUGUCAUUGUGUGCAUGAACUACAACUACCAGGUUUUUAUCGCUGCAUAAUGAUUAUCUUCUAAUACAAUCUCCUGCCUGGGGUGAGUCCUCGGGAGCCUGGAAUGAAACAUCCUAUGGACGUCUUACCUCUGGUUAUAAACUCCUAAGACCCUUCUUCGCAACCAUGACAGACAGUUUGGAACCUUCUACUUGAAACUCGGCCUUCAAUUUGACUAUUCCCCAAAUUUAACCCUCUUUAUUCCUCUGCUGUAAGGAUGUCAGCAAUCGAUGAGCUACCUCCACCAAGGGCCCGACCCAACCAAGACCAGAUACAGGAUGACGCUUUGGAGGAACACACGGAACUUUGGUGGUCUAGGGAGCCGGUCAAGUCGAUACUGUGCUACUGCUUGGCGGUGGUCCUGAUCCUGGCAAGUGGGGUCGGUGGCAUUGUGCUUCUCUCCACCACCACCAGUCGAUCGGGAGAAUGGAGACUGGGUGUUGGUUCAACUCUCUGUAUACUUGCUCUACUGAUUUUGCUCAAGCAACUUCUCAGCUCAGCUAUCCAGGACAUGAACUGCGUGAGCAGACGUGAGCAAAUCAAUAUGCUGAAGAGUGGCGGCCUAUCGGAUAUAAUAGUUUUCCUUGUCAGCUCCAUCAUUAUCUUGAUAUGUGGAAUUGUCCUUCUGGUUAUUUCCAUCUCAGGAGAAGCUCCAGGCUACCCUCCCAUACUGGUCACCAUGCACACUGUGGGGGUCUCCUUGGUGGUUGUGGGAGUGGUCAUCCUUGUUGGUGUUUUAAUAUUUGUACUAGUGAUGUUGUGUAGGUCUUGUGCCACCAGCCGCUUCCAUCCUAGGAACAUGAGUAUAUUCUCCAUCUCUGGGCAGCUGUACCAGAGACAGAGCACCACCUCCAGCCUGGCCAACCUCAUCUAAGUCCAUCUUGCACCAGCAGAGUUGAGCUCUUCUGCAUCUUAACACAUUCUGUAGACCUGAGCCAAAAUUAGCUUGAUCAGUGGGACCUACAAGCUAUGUCAUGGAGAAACGCAACUCCCAUCCAACUAGAAUCUCUGAUCCAGGGUUAUUUACUUGAAGUGGACAUUUCUUUGUAGCAUAAAAUGCUAUUAAUAACAAGACAACAGUUCUGAGUACAUUGUACAUCUGUAACAUUUAUCCGCUUUAAUUUCUUACAACAAUCAGAAAAACAAUUAUGAGAAUUUCAAUUCUCCCAACAGCAGAGUCACUUAAUUUGCAGAUCUGUAUAAGGUAGGCCAGUAAGUCUCACUUAGGAGAAUCAGGUUCAUCUGAGGUCAGUAUGGACAGUCCGAUAUACCACUGGGAAUGUGAUAGCUGAAGUUAAAUGAAUGACAGCAUAUAGACAUUCCUGGUAAUUGCAAAACAUUUCCUUUCAUAUACAUCUUAUCAGUGUUUCUCAACCCUAACAGUGCAUAUUUUCCAUAUCUUCUUACUGGUGCACAGGUGUAUCCAUUACUGACUGACACAUUUUAAAUCUAAAGGUGGUGCUAAUUGUUCUACUUGUGAGUCUGCGGGGAGACCUGGAAAACAUGAACUGUUAGAGCGGCCCAAGACUGGAGUUGGGAAACACUCUCUAAUAUUAUAGAGAUUUAAUAUAUUGAUUCAUAAAUAUGCCCUCUAUGGUAAUAAUAAAAAGAGCCUAUUGCUCCCUGAAGCUGAAAAAUAACAAUACCUCUCUAACAUUAAGCCUUAAAAGUCAUUCUAUGUAAAAUAAGAACCUACCUGACUUUUCUUUCGCUCAGUAUUAGAUCACAUUUAGCAGCUCCUCCCCCCUAAAUAUUAACAAUGGUUUUUAUGGAAACUGCAGUGGUAGCAAUCUACAAAAUGCCCCAAUGCCGCUAUUCUUGGUGUAGGAAACUCCAGUGAUGUAGUCCACGCUGAGAGUCCACUGUAAGCCUUGAGGAGCCAAAACGGAAGCUGCAUCAAGCCCUGGAGAGAGAUAAAGUGGAGUAGUUGCCCAAAGCAAACACUGCGCAAGAUAAAUGAUAACUAGAAGCUCAAUGGUUUCUAUGGGCAACUGCUCCACUUGAUCUGUCUCCAGGACUUGAUACGUCUGCCCCAUAAGCUGUUGGAUGCAUAGAAACAUAGAACUGUAAGACAGAACAUGACGAUUCCAUCUAAUCUGCCCAUGUGUCUUCCUACUAGCACCUCAUCCUAUACAGCUAUGGGGGAGAUUUAUGGAAACCUUCUAAAGAGGACAAGUGAAGGUUUUGCCCAUAGUAACCAAUCGGAUUCUAGCUAUCAAUUAUAUAGUACAUACUACAAGAUGAUAGCUAGAAUCUAAUUGGGUGCUCUGAGCAACACCCCUAGUAGUCCACUUUAGAAGGUUUAAUAAAUCUCUCCCCAGGUACCCUACCUGCUCGUUACCUUCAUGUCAUCUGAUACUAGAACUCUGAGGUCCCUUUCUCUGUUGUUGUGGGUGUUAUUCUACCCAGGGGCGUUUUAACAGAAGAGGGGGCCCCUGUGCAAACUCCAGGUGGACCUGGCGGGCCCACACCGCACACACUGCACAUUGAAUACCUCCUCUGUAUUCUUCUCUGGCAUUGUGCCAAAGUCUACUGCACAUGCACAGGUCUCCGGAAACAUGGCGCCUGCCAUGUUCCAGAGACCAAUUUCACUACUGUUCAUGCACGGCGGCCAUUUUGGGUGAGAUUUUCACUGCGGCUGCAGUGCGCAAUGCUGGACUCCGGAAAGGUAAGUAUUCAAAUAUGGGUGCAGUGUGUGCGGUGUGGGCCCGCCUGGACCCAGGGGCCCGUGUGCACCCAUAUUGCAUACAUUAUAAAAACGCCAGUGAUACUACCGUUUAUUUUGUAUAUUCCACACUUUCUUUCAUUCCCCUUUUUUUCUUUUAUGUUUCCAAAGUCACUGAUGGUUUUAAUUACUCAUUUCUUACAAGAUCUGAUGUAUUCCUCAGAUAAUGUUCACUAACCGGUCAUACAUUGGGAGUCAGUCUAUCCUAAUAGCCACACGUCAAUAAUCACACAGUCCAGACAUAACAUAAUUACUCAGCAGGAACUGCAAAAAAUAUACACUCAGCUGUCCUGAAAACAACACUAAAUCUAACAGUGAGCCGUAAAGAAAAUCAAAAACAGUCAGCAAACAAAUGUUACAGUAUCUAACAUAUACAACCAGGGUCGGACUGGCCCACAGGGGUACAGGGGAAACCACCGGUGGGCCCCACUGCCUGGGGGGCCCUCCUCCUCCUCUAGUGAUAAGGUUCCAGACUGUGUUCUUGAAUUAUACAUUAUACAUAUGUUACCUUAUACUGCACAGGACUAUGGUGUAUUCUCUACAGUGCAUUGCCAAUAUUUAUCUGGUACAUUAUAUCAUGCACGCACCAUCAGUAUUUAUAUAUUUGUCAAGGGGCCCAGCUCAUGCACUCACUAAUGGUUCGGCAAACCAAUGUAGUGACUGACCAGACCCCUAAACAUGGGCCCCUACCACGGCAUUCCCUGGUGGGCCCUUCAUCCCCCAGUCCGACACUGUAUAUAACACUUUCUUAUUGACUUUCAUUAUCUCCUCUCCUGGAGAAUCCCAAGGAGGAGAUGCAGGCGAGAGCGGAUGGGGCUGGAACCUAACUAUGGGGCUGAUUUAUCAACAAAUUUUAUCAUACACAACGAGUAUUAAAACCUGUUGCAUUACAUAUGAUAAAUGCUGCUCCAGCCAAUCAGCCCCCAACUGUCAUGUGUUUAAAAAAAAAAAAAAAAAAAAGACAGUUGGAAGCUGAUUGGCUGGAGCACCACUUAUCAUGCGUUACCAGUUUGAAAACUCAUUGCGUAUGAUAAAACUCAUUAAUAAUUCAGCCUCUACAAUGCUGUAAAUCUGGCAUCUAACAAGAGGUGGCAGGGCUAAAUGAUCCAAUUAUCAUAGAAUUACAUCAUAUUGCCCCCGCCCUCCCCCCGCAGACUGCGAUUCCAGACAUUAUUCUACCCUACGGCUUUUUCAUUAGAAAGUGGGUGGGAUGUGGCAGAACCACUCUUCUGGGAUCUUGGAGCUCCAUGAAACUUCUUGAGUCUUUCGGAGGUUCCAAGAGAGUAGGAAUGCAUGAUACAACAACAGGAUGAAGUGGUCAAUUCUGAGCUGGGAGCAAAACAGAAAAGGAGUAACUUAUCACCUUGACAGACUGUGCUGCAUUACAAGGGGUACAAUUACUUUUAUUGUUUUUGCACGCAGGGCAAAUACUGGCUGAUUUUGCAUGUAGCCCACAAACAGUGCUGAACAGGGCUCUAUGCUGUCCUGUGACGGUCCCGCCCACUAAGCGCAUAAUGCCAUGAUGUCACACUCAGGGGGCAAGGGCCACCAAGAACCAUGAUAUGCAUUGGAGGACGCUCCGAGCGGCUGUGCAGAUGGCAGGCUGAGAAUCCACAGGACACUGUGGGGGGCACUGCUGCGCUGAUACUGCACUCUGAGCUUGUGGGCAGGGCCUUCUUACCUUCGCGCAUUUGCGUUAAUAGCCAGCCUCAUUAUACUACUGUGCUUGUCUCCAUUGUACUGCACUACAGAAUAUGCUAGCACCAUAUGAACACAUUAAUACUAGUAAAAAUCCAGAGCAAUAUAUUUUUUUAAAUCUAUGCAUCCCUGUUCUCAUUGCACUUCCAUUGUAAUUGCUCCCUAAAAUUACUGUAAUAGAAACUGUGUCUUUCUCAACGGUUCCCAAACUUUUUUGAAUCACUGCGCUCUAGAGUAUCAGAAUUUUUGUCACGGCACCGCUAGGCCUAAAAUAUCUUACUGAGAAAUUCAGAAAAGAUAUGAAAUUAAAUAAAUUGUGUUUAUGUCAUCCUUAGGGUCAGUUAUGUGGUGAAGAACCGGCUUCACUUCUGUUUGUCCACAUAUUUUAUGAUUGGACACUGGUUCUGACUAUUACAUGAUGAUGAACACCAUAAAUAGUUUUAAAUUGGUCCUGGACCACCAACCCAGAGCACCCAUGCAAGUGUUCCGAGGCCCCCCAGGGUACCACGGCACCAGUUUGGGAACCACUGGUCUAACUAUCAACAACUGUAAUAAAACUGUUUCGUGCCAUCAACAACUGUAAUUUAAAUUGUACCUAACCAACAAUAACUGUAAUAGAAUCUGUACCUAACCACGGAUAAAACACCCAGAUAGGACACUCGUUUAUAUAAAUGACCCCUCAGGCCCAGAGUUUUAAAUACAUAUUAUUUUUUCAUUUUAGACUGUCGCGUGAGAACUCCUCAGCUGAUCUUUAGGUUAUUUACCGGAAAGUGAAUAAACUUUUUAUAGGCUGAAUCCGGGACACUUAUGUUUAGAAAACUAAAUAUAGAAAUGAUCUGUAAAGUAAGGUUAUUUAUAUUUUUCAUACUCGUUCAUUUUAUCCAAAGACAAACAACUUUGCAAUAAUGUUAUCACUUUAGGUAUAUAUAGAUAGUGCCUGCGUAUGUUUCCGUUAUCUGCAUUAUACGGUCGGCUUCCAGAGUCCUUGGGGACUUCAGUAUUCAGCAUUGUAGGGUGGUUUGUGCAGCAUACUUUUUGUUGAUGACAUCAUAUAUUUCCAUUUCCGACUCUGCCCACCUAUGACAGUUACGUGUGUCCUCUAGACCCUCUGGUCGCAACUUACUGUCACAGAGGAACCAUUUGUGUCUUUAACAGUGUCUGUCUAGGGCAUGAAGGGCUCACCGGGGGAGAGGGGGGGGGGGCAAUUAUAGGGGCCCAUACUUAAGGGUGUGGCCAUUCUACAAAGGGGGUGUGGCCAGCCUCCACAGAGGCUUGAAAUACACAGAUUAGUGCAGUGUAAUGCAACAUAUCCACCAUGUAUAAUACAAGUGCACAGUCUGGAACCUGAUCCCUAGAGGAAGGAGUGGGCCCUCAGGCAGUGGGGCGUACCAGUGAUUUCCCUGGUACCCCUGUGGGCCAGUCCGACCCUGGUCUUUAUUUAAAGAGGACAUCCGUUUCCUAACAAUUAUUCAAAUCCUUCGCUCUCCAGUAGUUAAACGUUGAGGUUGGAGAAUAUAAUGUAUGUGGGUAAGGAAUACAAGGGGUCAUUUAUUUUACAUAUCUGGCAUGGUUUUACCACUUUCUUGGAUGGUAGAAUUUGGAAAAUAAACAAUAGGAUACUUUAAUUCUCUUCUAAAAGUAUGUGGAAUGACAAAACAAAGUUGAAGUUUUCGUAGUUUGUCCAACAUUCUAGUCAGUUGCAAGGAACUUUUUAUAAAGCACUUGUACUUCUGCCCUGCAAAAGCUCCACUGACGGGAAAAGAUUUCUUUUUAUACUGCUAGAACAGCUGCUUAAUCUGCCCCUUACCUCUCAUUUGCACAUAAUGACACAGCGGUAUUGGGUUUACAUGAAAGGAAAAUAUAAAGGACAGGAAUACUGUUAGAUCAAAAACAUUAUUAAUGCUCACAGAUCUCCCAAGAUAUAUUCCUACAUCAAUAGAAAAUGAAACACUCACUGAUGAAAUUAAAAUGAAUCAACUGUGAACACCUCCUUUAUUUCCCAUAAUCAUGGGGUAAAUGUAUCAAGUCCUAAGGAGUGGAGAAGUGGACAGUUGGAGAUGUUGCCCCUAGCAAAUAAUAAGCUUUUUAGGUAGCAUUUAUCAAGUCCAUGUUAUAAAAUGAUAGGUAGCAGCUGUAGGCACGGCUGCCAACAGGGGGGGACUGCUGGGACAGCAGCCCCGGUCCUGGAUACUUUGAUGCAGAAGGGAGGCCCAGUCUGCUCUUUCAGCUGCCUGUCUGCCAGUGCUACUGCCAGUGCUGCAUGAAUUUGAUGGGGGCCCUGGUCCUGCAGAGAGUGAGUGUGCAUGGCUUGAGACAGUGGCGGGGAAGCCCUGUCUAUUUUGUCAGUCUCGGGCCCCACAAUUUCUGAUGGCAGCCCUGGCUGUAGGCAACUUCUCCACUUACCCACUUGUGCUCUCUUUAGAAGGCUCGCUACCUCUCCCAUAAUAAUCUAAUCAUAUUCGAUACAUAACGACUAUACAUAACUGCAUCUUUAUGUACUGUUAGGCGAUUGGCUUCCUGUGUGUAAAUGAAUAAUAAUAAUGCAAGUCCUGAGCGGGGGGAUAAAUCAGUACACAGUGUAUUAUCACAGAGAAUGCAAUGUAACAUGAAACGUCACUAUCUUGAUGCAUCUGAGAUGCUCAUAUUUUAAUAAGACAUGGUACAAAAUAUAUUUUUUCACUACAAAUGAAUGAUGAUUAUUUAAUGAGAAGCUAAUAUAUUACAGAUUUCCGAAUGACACAUUAAUAAAGAUGCGUUUACAAUUU
Pseudophryne corroboree (corroboree frog) is the source of this 7521-nucleotide messenger RNA. RefSeq names its product transmembrane protein 125 (gene TMEM125). The record is from RefSeq and is a predicted model, not a curated record. The transcript is spliced from 2 exons. Lineage: Eukaryota; Metazoa; Chordata; Amphibia; Anura; Myobatrachidae. The coding region runs from base 551 to 1207 and encodes 218 amino acids.